Molecule: messenger RNA, 1542 nt
Organism: Kluyveromyces marxianus DMKU3-1042
Lineage: Eukaryota; Fungi; Ascomycota; Saccharomycetes; Saccharomycetales; Saccharomycetaceae
Gene: CDC14
Product: phosphoprotein phosphatase CDC14
Exons: 1
Coding region: 1-1542 (513 amino acids)
Biological process (GO): microtubule cytoskeleton organization; protein dephosphorylation; positive regulation of cytokinesis
Cellular component (GO): nucleolus; mitotic spindle; mitotic spindle pole body
Molecular function (GO): protein serine/threonine phosphatase activity; protein tyrosine/serine/threonine phosphatase activity
Source: RefSeq, a predicted model, not a curated record
AUGGGUAAGCGUCUGUCUAUGGAUAAUACCAUAGAGUUUUUGAAAGGAAGGGUUUAUCUUGGAGCAUAUGAUUACAUACCAGAAGAUGAUGAUGAAGUAGUGUUCUUCACUGUUGAAAACACUUUAUUCUAUAAUAGGUUCCAUUUAGAUUUUGGUCCUAUGCACAUUGGGCAUUUGUAUCGAUAUGCGGUGAUAUUCCAUGAGAUUUUGAACGAUCCCGAAAAUUUCCAAAAAGCGGUUGUAUUUUACUCGUCUACUUCGACCAGACAGCGUUCCAAUGCAGCUUGCAUGUUGUGUUGCUAUAUGGUUUUGAUUCAAGGAUGGACACCGCAUCAAGUUCUGCAACCGUUGGCGCAAGUUGAUCCACCUUUCAUGCCGUUCAGAGAUGCCGGUUAUUCGAACGCUGACUUCGAAAUCACCAUCCAGGAUGUGGUAUACGGUAUCUGGAGAGCGAAAGAGAAUGGAUUGAUUGACCUUUCCAACUUCCAAUUGGAGACUUAUGAGAAAUACGAGAGGGUCGAAAAUGGUGACUUGAACGCACUAACCCCAGAUUUUAUAGCAUUUGCAUCUCCUCAAGAAGAAAUGCGUAGACAUCAGCCAUUGGGUGCUUCUUCGAAAGCAUUGAGUUCGAAGCCACAUUUAAAUCAGCCAUUCCGUAAGGUUUUGGAAUAUUUUAAGGAGAAUGAUGUCCAACUUGUGGUAAGGCUCAAUUCACAUUUAUACAAUAAGAAGCAUUUCGAAGAUAUCGGGAUACAGCACUUGGACAUGAUUUUCGAAGAUGGUACUUGUCCAGAUUUAUCAAUCGUUCAGAACUUCGUAGGUGCUGCAGAAACCAUAAUCAAGCAGGGUGGUAAAAUUGCAGUGCAUUGUAAGGCGGGGCUCGGAAGAACCGGAUGUUUGAUUGGCGCACACCUCAUUUAUACAUAUGGAUUUACCGCUAACGAGUGCAUAGGUUUCUUGAGAUUCAUGCGACCCGGUAUGGUCGUUGGUCCUCAACAACACUGGCUCUAUCUAAAUCAAAAUACGUUCAGAGAAUGGAAAUACACCAUGAGACUGUCUCAAGAGCCAAGCGAUGUGAUCGGUGGAUUGUAUCCAUUGAUCACUUUGGAAGAGUAUAAGAUACAAAAGAAGAAAAAGAAGGUAGCAUAUGAAUCAGAAUACACCCAGGAUGACCACACGAUGACUCCUCCCUCCGUAUCGAGAAAAACCAUGGGCUUCCAAAAAAGUACAACUACAGCUGUACCUCAACAAUCCCCAGGUCAGCCAAGAAAGGGCCACGGCGGUAACACCAUUGAAGAUAUUAACAAAAAAGAAAACCAGGGAGCAGGCAAAAUUGCUGAUAAUAACAGCGAUUUAGAUGAUUCCAUGAACACAGAAAAUAGCAUGAAAACGUCCCCAAGUGAUACUAGACCAAUCAAUAGCUCAUUAGUGGAAGAUGCAGAUGCACUAAAACAAGUCCUUCCUAAGAACAGACGUCUUGUUUCCUCUAAUGGGAAAAGAACAACAAGUGGAGUCAGGAAAGUGUCUUCUAGUAAACGAUAG